AUGAUAGUGCUUGCAGUGGUAGGGUUGUCUAGCUGCGCUAAGCUAGACAAGACCUACCUGCCUCCAAACGCUCAGACCUCCGGUGGUUCUGACAACUUCCUGCAAACUCCGAACUUCUCUGGACCUUCUGCCUACCAAGGGGCAGCUGAUAACAACAACUAUGCUCAACAAGGAAAUGGCUUCAGCCAAAACAGUUUCGCCCCAAGACCCAACGGAGCUCCUACCAACGAGUAUUCUGGAAACGGGAAUGGAUUUUCCGCCAGUCCUAACAGCUUCGCUGCUGCUGGAAACAACUUCGGCCAGGAUGGAAACGAAUACGCCUCAGUAGACAACAGCAACUAUGCGCAAAACGGAAACGGUUUUGGUCAGAAUGCUUUCAACGCUGAUGCCUCAGGAUUCGCCCCCUCAAGGCCAGAGCGCCCCAGGGCAGCCCUGGACAGAAACGCCGCGAUCCUCCGUCAAGACAUGCAGAAUGAUGGUGACAACUUUGCAUACUCUUUCGAGACUGACAAUGGGAUUUAUGCUGAAGAGAGCGGGGUCGCUACGAACGGAGUGCAGGCUCAGGGCGCUUACUCGUACACCGGCGAUGAUGGCCAGGUCUACAGCAUCAGAUACACAGCCGAUGAGAACGGCUUCGUGGCUCAGGGCGAGCACCUGCCGACCGCGCCGCCGGUGCCCGAGGAGAUCCUGAAGGCUCUCGAGCAGAACGCACGCGACGAGGCCGCCGGCAUCUUCGAUGACGGCUCUUACCAGGAAGGUAAAUACGCUAACAGCGAAGACACCAACCAACAAUUCAACAACAAUGGAAACGGAAACAAUGGCAAACUUAACUACGAAAACGGAAACGAAAACUUCGGAAACGGAAACAACAACUUAGCUAAUGGAAACCAGAACUACGGCAACGGGAACUUCGCUCCUAGUGGAAACCAAAACAUAGCUGGAAACUACAACUCUGACAGUGAUGACACCGUUGUGACGAACUCAGCUACUGCUUACUUACCUCCGCUUGAACGCCAAACGGCACAAGUACGAAACCAACAGCCAUCGUUUGCCAACCAGCAGCCAUCUUUUGCCAGGCAACAGCCAUCUUCAGCCAACCAGCAGUCAUCGUUCGCCAACCAACAACCAUCAUUCGCCAACCAACAGCCUUCGUUCGCCAAUCAGCAGCCAUCCUUCGCCAACCAACAGCCAUCCUUUGCCAACCAGCAGCCAUCGUUCGCCAACCAGCAGCCAUCGUUCGCCAACCAGAAAUCAGCUGUAAAUGGAGUCACUAAUGCCUACCUACCGCCCAGGGACCAGCCAAGAGGCGCUGCCAGAUUCUCCGCCCAAGGAACCCAGCAGAGACCAACUAACUUUGGUCAGCGAAUGAACGGACCUAGAAGACCGUCGUUCAACGCAAGAGACGGCUACCAAUAUUGAGUGAAUACUGAAAUGAUGUUGUAAAUACUGAAUGGCUUGAAUGAUGUUUUGUAAAUAAAAAGUCAAUUUAUUUAAUCUUUAU
Messenger RNA from Plutella xylostella (diamondback moth), 1501 nucleotides. RefSeq lists its product as uncharacterized. The record is from RefSeq and is a predicted model, not a curated record. NCBI's taxonomy places the organism in Eukaryota, Metazoa, Arthropoda, Insecta, Lepidoptera, Plutellidae.